Mastomys coucha (southern multimammate mouse) is the source of this 777-nucleotide messenger RNA. Its product is annotated as carcinoembryonic antigen-related cell adhesion molecule 3-like. Gene Ontology annotation, biological process: signal transduction; regulation of immune system process. Gene Ontology annotation, molecular function: protein tyrosine kinase binding. Gene Ontology annotation, cellular component: plasma membrane; cell surface. The record is from RefSeq and is a predicted model, not a curated record. NCBI's taxonomy places the organism in Eukaryota, Metazoa, Chordata, Mammalia, Rodentia, Muridae.
AUGAUGGAAUCUGUUGUACUUUCCUGUAAAGAUUGUACUACCUGCCUCACAGUCUCCCUUUUAAUCUGUUGGCUGCUUUCCACUACUUCCCAGUUCACCAUUAAAUCAGUGUCUCCCAUUGCUGUUGAAAUGGAAAAUUUUCCUCUGUUUGUGUAUAACCUGAAGAAUGUUAAAGCCUUUUCCUGGUACACAGGAGUUACCAUGCUCAAGGACUAUGAAAUUGCAAGUCAUGUGAUAGCUACCAAUUUUACUGUAGUGGGGCUUGCACACAGUGGUAGAGAGACAGUGCUCAACAAUGGCUCUCUGCUGAUCAAGAGUGUCACCAGAAAAGAUUCAGGAUACUGCACUCUAUGAUCACUUGAUGCAACCUCAAGACCGGAAGUAAUAAGUGCAGAAUUCUUUGUACACAGUCCACUUAUAUGCUACAAGAAGCAACUUAUCCCUUCUCAACUUACAAUUGGGUUAGUGCCACAUAGUGUUGAAGAAAGCAUAAAUAUUGUUCUGUGGGUUUUUAAUCUUCCAGUGAAGCUUCAAGGCUUUGUCUGGCACAAAGGAGUAUUUCUACUUGACCAUUUGAGGAUAGCAAGCCCUUCAUUCCUCACCAAUUCAACCAUGCUGGGUCUUGCAUAUUAUGACAUAGUGACAGUAUGCAAAGAUGGAUCCCAGCUUCUCUUGAAUGUCGAGAAGAAAGACCCACGGUUUUACACACUACAAACCAUAUCUCUCAAUUUGAAGUCAGAAUUGGCCAUUUUGGACCUCCAAGUAAACAGUAAAUGA